Messenger RNA from Scheffersomyces stipitis CBS 6054, 2701 nucleotides. It is a transcript of the gene RTS1, whose product is annotated as protein phosphatase 2A regulatory subunit. Gene Ontology annotation, biological process: signal transduction. Gene Ontology annotation, molecular function: protein phosphatase regulator activity. The coding region runs from base 115 to 2532 and encodes 805 amino acids. The transcript has a single exon. The record is from RefSeq and is a predicted model, not a curated record. Lineage: Eukaryota; Fungi; Ascomycota; Pichiomycetes; Serinales; Debaryomycetaceae. Gene Ontology annotation, cellular component: protein phosphatase type 2A complex.
CAACCAUCCACCAAUUCCUUUUCUCUACACCCAUAGAACGUCUCCUAUUUACGGCAACACCACCGUAUCACUUCCGUCCCGUCUAUAUCGUCCAGUUCUGUGUGUGUCUCCAAGAUGAUGAAAGGUUUCAAAAACAGACUAACGCGAAACAAGAACCAGACUACAAGCAAGAAAUCCGACAAGAAGGUGGGAGACAAGGAGAAAGAAAAAGAUCCUAAGAACGACAAAAAGUCACUGUCACCUUCCGCGUCGUCGUCGAAUUCAAAGACGCUAACCACUUCUUCAUCGUCUUCGUCGUUGAAAUCCAACUCGCCAUCUCCUUCCCGAAACAACAGCGGAGGCUCGGUCAAGUCUGGAAGCUCCAACACUUCCAAUACGCCAUCGUCGCAACCCGUAGGAAACUCUUCUUCACCUCAACCGCUGCCUAUCAAACCGUCGAUGACUCUGAUGUCUCUGACUACUCAGUCUAUGACUCUGAUGAAUCUGGUUACGCUGGCCGAUUCUCCCAAAAUAGUCAUCAGCAAUUCUGACUAUGAUGCUCCCAUUGGUACUGGUACCAUAACAUCACCUCCCACCAUCAUAACUCCCAACGCGACAGUCCCCGUAACUCCCACUCCCACGUCGCCCAUUACUUCGCAUGCCCACAAUAUUGCAUCCAUAUCGUCGCCUACUUCCCCCUUUGAAGGUAAAGUUCAACACAGCCAACUGGCCCAGAUCCAUCCUUACCAAUUGAACCCAAACAUCCCUUCGCCAACCAAAGAGGCUAUUGAUAUAGAUCUAAUAGUCACGCCUAAGAGACAUUCGUCGUCCAGAUUCGAGCCCCUGACCUCAGACAAAUACCAGGAAAUCGUCAAACUUCCUAACUUUGACGAGGUCUUGCCUGAAGACCAGAUCCAGCUCUUCGUCCAGAAGAUCGACCAAUGCAACAUUAUGUUCGACUUUGGUGAUCCCACAUACGAUUUGCGAGGAAAGGAGAUCAAACGCAUCACAUUGCAAGAGUUGAUUUCUUUUAUUUCCAAUAACAGAUUCACCUAUACGGAUGAAAUGUACAAACAUGUAGUGUCCAUGUUCAAGAAGAACUUGUUCAGACCCAUACCUCCACCGGUUAACCCCAUUGGAGACCUUUAUGAUCCCGAUGAAGAUGAGCCUGUGAGCGAAUUGGCCUGGCCACAUAUGCAAGCAAUCUACGAAUUUUUCUUGCGUUUCAUCGAGCUGCCUGAUUUCCAGCACCAGAUCGCUAAGCAGUACAUUGACCAUGAGUUUAUCUUGCGAAUCUUGGAAUUGUUUGACAGCGAAGACCCCAGAGAAAGAGAUUGUUUGAAAACGACCUUGCAUCGUAUCUACGGGAAGUUCUUGAGCUUAAGAAGCUUUAUCAGGAAGUCCAUCAACAAUGUUUUCUUGCAGUUUGUCUACGAGACAGAGAGAUUUAAUGGAAUUGGUGAACUUUUGGAGAUCUUGGGAUCAAUUAUAAAUGGGUUUGCCUUACCAUUGAAGGAAGAACAUAAGAUAUUUUUAGUCAGGGUCUUGCUUCCGUUGCAUAAGGUCAAGAGUUUGUCCUUGUACCAUCCACAAUUGGCGUAUUGUAUAGUUCAAUUCUUAGAGAAGGACCCUACUUUGACUGAAGAUGUGAUCAUGGGUUUGUUGAGAUACUGGCCCAAGAUCAAUAGUCCUAAAGAAGUUAUGUUCUUAAAUGAGAUCGAAGACAUUUUUGAAGUCAUGGAACCUAACGAAUUCUUGAAGAUUCAGAUUCCAUUGUUUGCCCAAUUAUCAAAGUGUAUUUCUUCUCCCCAUUUCCAGGUUAGCGAAAAGGUAUUGUGCUACUGGUCUAAUGAAUACUUCUUAACGUUGAUUACUGAGAAUGCCGAAGUGGUUUUACCAAUCAUUUUUGCUUCGCUCUAUGAGUUAACCAAUGCGACCCAACCAGGUAUAGAAAAUGGAAUCAUGCAACAGAAGUUGUUGGAGCACCCAGAAGCGACAACCGACGCCAACGGUAACUUAAUCGACAACGGUUUAGUACUCCAGGACUUGAGCCAAGGAAUUAUCCCAAGUUCCAAUGACCCAAACCAUCCACAUUACAAUCUACUUCAAAUUCACGGCGCCGUAGAUCCACAGCAUCACAACCAUCAAGACGUGAAUGGAAACGUGAUAUCUGAAGAAGAAUACUACGAUUCAUUCUCGUCUAUGCAAGCAGGCAGUGGACACAACCCCUUGGGAGAAGACUACGGUGGAUAUGAAGAUGGUGGAAACAUGCUUCAGCACAACUCUGCUACGUCCAACUGGAACAGAAGCAUUCAUUCAUUAGCAUUUGGUGCAUUAAAAGUAUUCAUGGAUCACAACCCUAUCUUGUACGACCACUGUACAAUGUUAUACCACCAGUCGUUAGAAGAACAGAAACAGAGAGAAGUCGCCAGAAAAGAAGGGUGGAAGAGAAUAGAGGAAUACGUCAAGUCCGUCAAAGAAAAGCAAGGAUUGGACCAACUGUCCACAGCCCACAGUAACAGAAGCACAGGAAACGAAAUGAGCAUAUCUUGACCUUUCUCCUCUCUAGACACUUUUGACAAAUCUUUGUUGAUAAUUUACAGUUAUAUUUAUGUUUUGUUUCCACCUAUAGUUUGCAUUUUAGGUUUUCCAUUUGCGCUAAGUAAAUUACUUAUAUUGCCGAGAGUCAUUCCUUAUAUAGUUCUAAUGUAUGGCCGCAAAG